Zasmidium cellare ATCC 36951 is the source of this 1440-nucleotide messenger RNA. RefSeq lists its product as uncharacterized. The coding region runs from base 1 to 1440 and encodes 479 amino acids. The record is from RefSeq and is a predicted model, not a curated record. Lineage: Eukaryota; Fungi; Ascomycota; Dothideomycetes; Mycosphaerellales; Mycosphaerellaceae. The transcript is spliced from 2 exons.
AUGGGCAAGCGUAUCGUCUAUACCAAGAUCACGCCGCUGCCGAGCAACGUCCCCCGUCAGCUUGCGAUCGAGCUGCUCCACAGCCAUGAGGAAGUCAUCGAGCUGAAUCCGCUCGUGACGGGUGUCAAAUCUAUCGAGGCGCCUCGAGAUGCGCCCAACGACGAGUACUUCUCACAAUGGUACGAGAUCAGCGAGAUCAUCACCUGGGGUUUCGGCCUCCGGAAGAAGAUCGCAUUCAAAGGCGUCUUCCACAAUCAACCCUACGGACUGCAAUCGCAUGUAUACGCGCCGUUCGGAGUCGACUUGCGCAAUAAGUACAGCAUUGGGGGCAAUCAGCCAGGCGAGCCGCGCAAGACGAGGGAACUCGGGGUCGAUACACCACAGGACGGGCUGUACUUGAGGGAAGAUGUGGAGAUCGUGUGCAAUCUGGCAUUGGCGAGCUUUGUCAAGAAAGAGACGAAAGAGGCGACGGGCAAGAUGAUUCAGAGACUGGCGCGCAAGGCAGAAUUGCUAGACGAAGGCAAGCUGCAUGCGAUGUUUGAAAACGGGCGAUUGAAGACGUCGAAACCUAGCGGACAGAGUGAUACCGAUGGGAGUCAGCCGACGUCGAGCCCUCCCGGCAGCCCAAGUCCGUCCAUGAUGUCUGGAUUUGCGCCGCCGAGGACACCACGUUUGGACAAGAAAGGGUUUGGCAACUAUCAUGACGUGGCGAUUGCACGACAACAGAGCCAGCACAGCCAGCACAGCAGAGCGAGCCAGUAUCUGCCUGUAUAUCAACAAUCAGGUUAUGGAGGGCCAGAGUACGGGCAAGCUGCUCCUGGAGCGCCCAUGCCCAUGAUCAACGAAUUGCCUGCAUCAUUUCAAUACACACAACAUUCGCCAGGCCUCCAACCAGGUCAAUUCAAACCGCAACAAGAGUUCCGAUCCGAACUCCCCGGCGACAGCAGCUUCAGCACCGGCACACCCUCACCACAACCAUCCCCCAACCUCGCCCAACCCGACACAAAACCACCAGGAAACCAGUACCGCGUCCACGAAUACCAAGCCUAUCCACCCCCGACACAACAACACCCCGCUGACCGCGACCACCGCAACAGCUCCCUAAGCGCCCCCGGAUCCGACUACGGCCGCUCAAACAGCUACGGCGGCCAAGGCUCCAACAUCGCAGACUGGCAACAAGUCGUCUCGAACUCCAGCCAAGUAAGCGUAGGCCGACAAUCGCCCUACGACCAAACCUCCCGACCCAGCAGCAAUCUCGUCCCAGACCACCAACGCUUUUCCCAGCUUUCGAUCCAGCAAACCCCGCCUCAGGAGAGCUCACGACCCGCUUCCCAAAACUAUGCGAGGACAUCGGCGAGCACGAAGUGUCCUGUUUGUGGAUUGUUUGAGGGGGAUGAGGCGGCUGUCAGUCAUCAUGUCAGUAAGGCGCAUUUUACUUGA